AUGACAGGAAACAUACAACCAGCAUGUCAACGAUGCGAAAAAUUUGAGCCACCGAAUUGUUCGAUAUUUAUUGGUCGUGUAUGCUCAGAGCCUACAAUUAUCUAUGAAAAUUGUGAAGAAUGCCUUAAGGCAAAAAUAUGGUGUGGAAAUAAACAGCUGGCAAUACUUGGAACUAUUCUUGGAGCAUACGACUUGUAUUUUUUGGAUAGAUUGAAUCAAAAUUGGUGGUCACCGUCAGCGGAUGAAGGUCUACGAAUGGUCAUCCAUGCAAAUUGUACGGAACAGAAAGAAUGGCUUACAGCUGCUGAAUUACAAACUUAUGGAUUUCAAAAUGUUACAAUUGAAAGAUUAUAUUCAUGUCAUGCAUGUCCAGAAUUUAAAUCAUCAAAUUGUACAAAUCUCAACAAAAAUUUGCGAUGUGUUAAACCGAGGAUUUGGUAUCAUCAUGACAGUUAUUGUUUGCGUGCUGAAUUCGCUUGUAAUCGUAGCUUUCAUGCAUUGCAAGGACGAUUGAUUAAUAAAAUUGGAUUGGAUGAUGAUUACGCAGAUCCAAACGAAGAUGAUACAAAGCAUGAAACAUAUGGUGUAUAUCAAUUACAUAGAUUGAUUGAAACGGCUCAACAUUUUCCUAUACGUGGAUCUAAGCGUCUUAUGCGUAAAAGUUUACACUGUAUGACUGAUAAACGAUGGUACUACAGAUCUAGUUAUCCAGAUGUUAUCAUUCGAGUUGAUCAAAUUUUUUGUUUUUAA
This is a messenger RNA of Acanthocheilonema viteae, 750 nucleotides long. The record is from the annotation of a GenBank genome assembly. Lineage: Eukaryota; Metazoa; Nematoda; Chromadorea; Rhabditida; Onchocercidae.